AUGCCGCCGAAUCCCGUCGACUUUCGUCUCGCAAACGCCCCGCUCACGUUCGUGGACGAUCUCGCGCGAUGCGCGCCGGAACUGCAAAACGUCGUAAACGUCCUCGAUCUCCGUGCGCUCCAUCUCGAGCGCGCUCUGCUCGAAGACAUCAGGAGAAAGUCCAACGCGCAGCACCGCGGGAGCAAACACUUGGACGCGCUGACGCUCGCUCGACGGCUCUCGCGCGACGUCGACGCCUUGGAUACGCGUGAGACGUUCGUUCGUCUACUGCGCGACGUCGAGGCGUGCGUGAAGCACGCGCGGUCGCUGGAGGGUGGGGAGACGCGCGAGGCGCCGGCGAGAGCGCGCGCGGACGCGUGCGCGACGGCGGCGCUCGGACUCGCGCGAACGCUCGAAAAGCUCGCGCGGGCGUGCGAAGACGUCGUGGAGGCGUUCGCGGGACAGCUGGGGCGGUCGUAUUUCAUGCCGUUGGCGCUCACGGCGAGCGCGUGCGCGUCGAGGAUACGAAUCGAGUGUCACGAGGCGGCGAGCGCGCUCGCGUCGGCGUAUAAUUGCGCGAUGCGCGUGCGAGAAAUUUUACCCCCACCGGGGGCGUUCGGGUCAGGGAGCGGGAAUGGGGAGGAUUCGGGACGAAUGCCGCCACGGGAGCUCCGGGUGCUGAUCAAAGAGGACGGGAGCGUGCGGCUCGUCGCGGUUGGCGAUGAAGUCGGCGCGCUGGACGACGCGCUCGAUCGCGCUUGGGCAAACGCCAUCGUGCGCGAUAAUCCCUCGGCGGAACCAUUGACGGUGGAUGUGGGUGAUGAUGACCUGAGUGACCUCGGAGUGCGCGUGGAUCGGGCGGAUGCGAGCGAUAGAGACGUCGUCGUCGUGGCGAAGCAAUCGCAAAUACCGCGCGCAAAGGCGCUCAAGUAUGAUCGAGCGGUGAGCGCUUCGUCCGCGCUCGGUGCGUUUCCGAGCGACAGUGCGAACCCAUUCGCGUCAAAGAAGCGGCGGCGGAAGAAGAAGGACGGGGCGAACCAGGACGACACCGCCAAGGGAGCCAAGAAGAAGCCGAAACAACUCGAGCCGCCGAAGUCAAAGGAAGAGGCGCUCGAACGCCUGCGCAGCAUCGGGUCUUUCGCGUGGUGA
This is a messenger RNA of Ostreococcus tauri, 1128 nucleotides long. RefSeq names its product Domain of unknown function DUF4477. NCBI's taxonomy places the organism in Eukaryota, Viridiplantae, Chlorophyta, Mamiellophyceae, Mamiellales, Bathycoccaceae. The coding region runs from base 1 to 1128 and encodes 375 amino acids. The transcript has a single exon. The record is from RefSeq and is a predicted model, not a curated record.